AUGUGCAAUCCACAUCCACGCCCAAGUCCAUAUAAACUGGACCGCCCGCUCCAACGGCACCUCGUCCACGGCCCAAUUGUCAGCACGGGGCAGAUCUUCAUCGACGAGAAGCUAGAACAGGAGAUCAUGGCUUUGGAGCCGUAUGCGAAUCGUACGGAGAUUGAGCGUUUGAAGAAUGUUGAUGAUGGCAUUUAUGCGACUGAGUCGAGUACCGGGGCAAUGACCCUUCUCGAUACUGAGCCGCUUGAUGGUGUUGAUUAUAAGAAUGGUGCUGUUGUGUAUACUACUUUGAUGGUUCUUAUGCUAACAUUCGGCAGAGCCGAAUCCAAGCCCAAGCCCGAGCCCUAG
Aspergillus chevalieri is the source of this 348-nucleotide messenger RNA. RefSeq lists its product as uncharacterized. The coding region runs from base 1 to 348 and encodes 115 amino acids. The transcript is spliced from 3 exons. NCBI's taxonomy places the organism in Eukaryota, Fungi, Ascomycota, Eurotiomycetes, Eurotiales, Aspergillaceae. The record is from RefSeq and is a predicted model, not a curated record.